Cucumis melo (muskmelon) is the source of this 1235-nucleotide messenger RNA. RefSeq names its product peroxidase P7. The coding region runs from base 44 to 1015 and encodes 323 amino acids. The transcript is spliced from 4 exons. Lineage: Eukaryota; Viridiplantae; Streptophyta; Magnoliopsida; Cucurbitales; Cucurbitaceae. Gene Ontology annotation, biological process: hydrogen peroxide catabolic process; response to oxidative stress. Gene Ontology annotation, molecular function: heme binding; peroxidase activity. The record is from RefSeq and is a predicted model, not a curated record.
ACUACUUGGAAAGUUGUUGCAAAGCUUGUGGGUUCUUGUAACAAUGGCUGAUUUAGGAUCCAAAACAGUUUUGAUUUUGACUUUGGGUAUCUUUUUGCUCUUUUUGGGCAAUGUCUCAGCUCAACUUUCUACUGGUUUUUACUCUUCUUCUUGUCCAAAUUUGUUGUCCACUGUCAAAUCUUCUGUUCGUUCUGCUGUCUCAAGUGAAGCUCGCAUGGGAGCUUCAAUUCUUCGCUUGUUUUUUCAUGAUUGUUUCGUCAAUGGUUGCGACGGGUCGAUUUUGUUAGAUGAUACGUCGAGCUUUACCGGAGAGAAAAGUGCUAACCCCAACAGAAACUCUGCUAGAGGCUUUGAUGUUAUUGAUAAUAUUAAAACCACUGUCGAAAAUGCUUGUCCUGGUGUUGUUUCUUGCGCUGAUAUUCUCGCUAUUGCGGCUCGUGAUUCUGUCGUUUUUCUAGGAGGGCCGAGUUGGAAUGUGAAGUUGGGAAGAAGAGACUCCACAACCGCGAGCCAAUCCCAAGCGAACAAUGACAUCCCCGGGCCAAAUUCAAGUCUAAGCCAACUCAGCUCUAGAUUUAGUGCUCUUGGACUCUCCAACACUGACUUGGUCGCUCUUUCAGGCGGGCACACGAUCGGACAAGCGCGUUGCACAACAUUUAGAAGCAGAAUAUACAGCAACAGCUCAAACAUUGAGAGUUUAUUUGCAAGAACAAGGCAAAGCAACUGCCCCAAUACCUCAGGAAGUGGAGACAAUAAUUUGGCUCCUUUGGAUUUGCAAACUCCAAACUCAUUUGACAACAACUACUUCAAGAAUCUUGUUCAAAACAAGGGCCUCUUACAAUCUGAUCAAGUUCUCUUCAAUGGCGGAUCUACAGAUUCCGUUGUUAGAAAUUACGCAAAUGCCCCUGCCCGUUUCUUAUCUGAUUUUGCUGCUGCCAUGGUCAAGAUGGGAGACAUCGCUCCUCUUACUGGCUCCAAUGGUCAAAUUAGGAAGAACUGCAGGAGGGUUAAUUAAAUUUUAAGAAAUAUUAGAAACAAUGUUGUUUUGUUAUGUUCUAGUCUUUUUUUUUAUUUUCUUUAAAGAAAAAAGAAGUUGUUUUGAAGAAGAACUUUUUGUUCAGGCUUUGAUUCUGAUUUGGGUUUUAUGUUUAUGAUCAUUAAGGAACUUUGAAUGUUGUUGGCUGUUUGUUUGUAAGUGUUGCUUUUUCAAUGAACUGUUUUUUUGUCUUCUCCAA